Messenger RNA from Paramecium octaurelia, 3981 nucleotides. Lineage: Eukaryota; Ciliophora; Oligohymenophorea; Peniculida; Parameciidae. The record is from the annotation of a GenBank genome assembly.
AUGAAUGAACUUAGAUUAUAUAUAUAUAUUAUAUAGAGAAUUCAUUAAAUGCAGAGGACAUAAUCAAAUGUUUCAAUUCUAAAUGCUUGGUUUAAUUUAGAGAAGGCUUUGAUUGAUGCUUAAGUGCCUGAGAAUGAGCAGGUUACAAUAAUAUCAAGGCCCCCUACAUCAAAGAUGAUGAGAGAUUAUUCAAAUUAUCACUCAGUAUGAGAAUGGUUUGAACUUUAGCAACAAAGAACUUAAUCUUUAAGACCUUUGACUGGAUUGACAAGACCUUCAACUGCUAUUACGAUGAAGAAACCUAUUGAGUAUUAGGAGAAAACAGCAACAAUUUAAUAAUCUUAGAGAAAGAUGUUCAGAAAGAAAGUGAACCAAAGGCCCUAUAAAAAGUACGGUUUUGAUAACAUCCAUAUUUAAAAGUAAUAUUGAGUAUAAUUAUAGGGAAGAAUAAGAAGGAGAGAUCUCGGAGGAAGAAUUAAAUUAGUCAACAGUUAUACAUACUUUGGAUGUGGAUUAAAUAAUAGAUCUAUAUCACAGUAAAUGUAGAGAUCGAGAACUUGAAUACUAACCGGAACAUGCUGUUCUCUUUAUCGAAAAAUUUAAGAAAUUAUGUGUAGAUGAACAGUUCAUAUGUGAAGACAAUCAAUUAGGUUUGGAGAGUGCCAAAACAGUCAGAGACAUUUUACUCUAUAACAAUCAUUUUUCCACCUUGAGAUUAGCAAGGAAUGCUAUUGGAGAUGAAGGCCUUGUAGAGUUGCUUGAGAUGUUGAAAGUCAAUAAAAAUAUAGUUCAUUUAGACUUCUCAAGUAAUAAUAUAACUGCAGAUGGCGCAUUUUACUUAUUUAAUGAGUUAAUCCCAUUGCAUUCAAUUAUCUCAAUUGAAUUAUCAAGCAAAGAUGGUUUGAAUAGGAACAAGGUCUCUGUGAAAGGCUGUGAACCUAUUGAAACUAUCUUAAAAUACAAUCAUCCUCUGCAAUUUCUAGGAUUGAGAGGUACUUCAAUCUAGAAUGCAGGUUUUGAAUGCAUUCUAUCAGGAUUGCAAACAAAUCAUACAUUAGCCUAUUUAAACGUUUCUAACAAUGAUUUAAAUGAGGAAGCCUGUAAUUAUAUGGUUUAAUAUAUUUCAAAUUGUAAUUUGGUUGAAUUAGAUUUGAGUUACAAUCCUUUGGGCAAUAAUGGUAUGGACUAUUUGUCUAGGAUCUUUGAUAAGGGUGGUUUUAUGUUAAGAAAAUUAAAUUUAGCAGGGUGUGAAAUUAAAUCAUUAGGAAUUUUGAAAUUUUUUCAAAGUUUAAGUGCAAAUCGAUUUUUGGAAAAGUUGAUUUUAGAUGAAAAUCAUUUUUCUGGAAAUGGAUUCAAUGAAAUAGAAAAUGUGUUAACAUCUAGAAUCCCAUUAACUUAUUUAUCCAUGGCCAAAUGUAGUAUUAAUGCUACAGGAGCAGAUUUCAUAGGCAAUGGAGUGGAAAGAAAUAGAACACUUAAAACACUCAUUUUAAGGGAUAAUAGAUUGACUGAUGUAGGGGCUGAAUGUAUAUUUAAAGGAUUGUUUUUUGAGAAGUUGGAUUUGAAGAGAUGCAAUCUGACAGAUAAAUGUGUACUUGGUUUAUGCAGCAUGAUUAAAUAAAGUACUUAAUUAACAACACUAUUGUUACCUGACAAUGGGUUUCAUGAUUCCUCAGGAAUUGUAAUAUGUGAAGCUAUUAGAGUGAAUUCAUCAAUGUAAUUAUUAUGGAAUACUUAGAUUAAAUUUAGAUAUUUGUGAAAAUCCGUUGAGUUAUAAAUACAUUGAUUAAAUCAAUAAGGUUAUCGAAACCAAUAGAUUGAAAUAUGAACUUGAUAGGGUUCCUAUGUACAAAAGAGAAAUUGUUAAACUCAAUAACAUUAUCCAAUAGAAGCCUACCUUGGAAAAAGAUUAAAAUGAAAAUCAACAAAAAAAAGCAAGAUCUCUUUAAACAUUGGAAAAAACAAUUGAAGAGAAAAAUAGAGUCAAGAUAGAAUAAAUAUAGAAGACUACUGAUAUGGAUGCGAGAUUGCAAUAAAUUCAAUAGUAAUCAAGGUAAAUGGAUAUCGACAAAAUAAAAUUUGAUAAUGAAUCCAAUACGCACUUAAUUAAGAUGGAUGAUGAGAUGAAUGAUUAUCAGAAGAAGAUGUCUGAAUGUCAUUAAGUAAUUACUCGUUUGGAAAAAGAAAUAAGGGGGUUAAAGGAUCAAAGACAUGUCCGGAAGGGACAAAGUGACUCUAGAUUGGAAAUGCUUAGACAAUUAAACAGAGCAGAAGAGAGAGCAUUGUAGAGAGCAGAAAUGGAGAAGAAACAACUGGAGGAAAGGAUAAAGGCCAUGUAAGGAAAGGAAUCCAUUACUAGUAGAAGGAAAACUAAGUAAUUGUCUUAAAUUAUUUAAUAAAAAUAAUGAAUAAAAAAUAUACAUCAUCCAACUUAAAUCCCAAAGUCUUAGACGACAGAGACGAAAUUAACUUUGGAACUUCUUUUAUUGAUACUAUCUAGGAUUAAAAACUUUUUGAAUACUUAACUUCCUUUCUUGAUACUUUGAGUCUCAUUAAUUUUUAGCUAUCCUCAAAAGUCUUCAAAAUCAGACGUUGGAAAAUUUACUUUAAGAAGGCUAUAUUUGGGAGAUUGUGCAAGCCCUUGGAUCAUAAAUUAAUCUCCUAGUUUAUAAUUGAUCAAAAAUGUGCAUAAUUUAUUUUUUGGGAUUCGGUAAUGGAUUUCAAGAGAUUAAAUUUAUAAUAUUCUCAACACUACAAAAAUUACUCAUGUCAGCAGUCAGUCGAAGCUUCUAAUAUAUAAAAAGACAUCGAUCGAACUUUUUCAUAACAUUAAUAUUUCAAAUAAAUACAUAAUCGAUAAAGAUUAUAAAGAAUUCUAAUUGCCUUGUCUAAAAUACAAGAGCAAAUUGGUUACAUACAAGGAUUCAAUUAAAUUGCUGGUUGUUUUUUAAUUAACGGUCUCAAUGAAUAACAGACCUUUUGGAUUAUGUAUUAUAUUUUAAAGAAGAUGAAAUACGCUACCAUAUUCCAAGAUUAAUUUAAUGAACUCAAGUUCCUGAAUUUUACAGUUGCAGUUUUCCUACGGUAUUAUGUACCAUUUCUCUCUGAUGAAUUUGUAAAUCUCUUUUAUUUAUUUAGUUAUAAAACAAAAUAGAUAUUGGAAUCAUAACAACAAGAUGGUUUUUAGUCAUUUUUGGCUACGAUCUGCCUCAAUAAUUAGUAACCAUAUCUACAUAUUAUAGUUAAUUCAAGUUUGGAACAUGUUCUUGUUAAAGGGGAUUAAAAUAUUAAUACGGGCCUCAAUUGCUAUUUUUAGAUUAGUUUCUGAUUUUGAAGGAAUCAAUGAUCUAUAUGAUUUGAUAAAGGAAAAUCUGUAUGAUCUCUUAGAAACUAAUGUUUAAUUAUAAUAGAAGUUCAUUGAAUACUUCUCGACAAUUAAAAUAACCAAUCGCCUGAUAUAAGAAUUGAGAGAAAAAUUUGAGACCGGAGAUGAGUCCCUGAGUCUCUCAUUUGAUUAAAUAUAGAAAAAACAUUAUUGGAGAAAAGGAGGGGAUAGUGCUAGAAGCUUAAUUAGUUCUUUUAACGAAAUCAUUAGCGAAGAAAAAGAUGCGUGCUUUUAGCGAUCUUAAUUGCUUAUGAAUGCUUUCUUUCCAAAGCUUAUCAAUAAAAAUCAAUUAGUAGCAUCAGAAGGUAAAAAGAACUUAGCUAUCAAAAUUGAAAAAAGACCACAGUUGAUUUAACGAUAGAUUUUAUCAUAGCAAUUUAAAAUGUCCAUUCCAUAAUCUGCCAAUGGAGAUUAAGUAUGAAUUACAAUUAUUAGGAAUCUAACAUCUAUGCUGAUGAACUCUAGAGUAGAAUGAGUCCAAAGGAAGAUGAAUCAAUAGAACUUGAAUGUACUCCAGAAAAAAUCUUUAAAUUUUCUAAUAAAAAAAGAUGAAUUAAUAUAAUGAUUGAUAUUUAUUUCCCAAAAAAACAUAUCUG